Molecule: messenger RNA, 372 nt
Organism: Letharia columbiana
Lineage: Eukaryota; Fungi; Ascomycota; Lecanoromycetes; Lecanorales; Parmeliaceae
Exons: 1
Coding region: 1-372 (123 amino acids)
Source: RefSeq, a predicted model, not a curated record
AUGGGGAGUUCCUUGGCUCGUAUCAAGACCAUUGACGUAGACGAAGGCCUCUUCCCCAUUCGACUCGACCUUGGGAACCCAAGCAUCCAGGAGAGCGUUCAGUUGUGGGCAAACUACUUUGCGAUGCAAUUGCACAAGCGGGAUCUGGUUCUCUACCUCUAUAACAUGGCUUUCGAGGCUUUUCCUCCGAACGGGUCUGAUCAAACAGACAAAGAGAUAAGCGAUCCCGAGGGAAAGAAGUUGGUGCAGGUCAUUCGAUGCGCAUUGAACCUUUCAACCUUCAACGAAAUCGAAUCCGACAUUGCCACAGAUUCUAGUAAGUUGCUGAUAUCAUGCAAGAAGCUUGAGAGCAGUCAAAUGCAAACGGGCUGA